Molecule: messenger RNA, 1461 nt
Organism: Aspergillus caelatus
Lineage: Eukaryota; Fungi; Ascomycota; Eurotiomycetes; Eurotiales; Aspergillaceae
Product: HET domain-containing protein
Exons: 1
Coding region: 1-1461 (486 amino acids)
Source: RefSeq, a predicted model, not a curated record
AUGUCCGACAUAUCUCAAUGGCUAGGCACCUGCACCAAGCAACACCCCAAGUGCCGUCUUGCGGACAAAACUCCGCUACCUUCACGAGUGCUUGAGAUUGAUGAGAGUCCUGACCAUUCUCUGAAGCUAAGACUAUACAGACCAGCCCCUAACGAAAUGGGACGGUAUAUUUGCCUCAGUUACUGCUGGGGGGCAGAGGGAAGUCCGGUUCAAUUAACGAAGACAACACUGUCGCCAUUCCAACAUAAUAUCAAUGGAGAGACACUUCCCCUCACUUUUCAACAUGCUAUCCAUGUCACGAGAAAAUUGGGUGUGAAGUAUUUGUGGAUCGACUCAUUAUGUAUUGUACAGGACGACAGUAACGACUGGAGCGAGCAGUGUCCACUUAUGGCAGAAAUAUAUCACAACGCCUACAUCACCCUAGCAGCCAGUGGUGCAUCCAAUCCCCGAGCGGGUCUGUACUUUACAUCCGACGAUGAAUGGGACCGUGGACGGGAAAUUCUGAGUACUAACGGCCGCCACUCAUUUCGCGCCUUUGCUCGUACCGCUGUGGCUGACAUGAACUCGACAUGGGAUCGCGAGCCCCUUUUCAAGCGAGCAUGGGCUUAUCAAGAACGCAUGCUAUCGCGGCGCAUCCUUUAUUUCACUCGACGGGAGAUAUUGUGGGAAUGUAAUGAACAGGCUGCAUGCCAAUGCCUUCACCUGCAAGAAAAAAUGAGCCUCAAAGUUACAUUCGCCAAUUCUACUGAUGUGAGGGACUUCACCUUCCGCUGGACUGAGAUUGUGGCAGAGUACAGUAGACGCGAGCUAUCCCACACAACCGAUAAACUACCCGCGUUAGCGGGAAUUGCCAAAACUAUGCACUCAUUGAGGGCCAAUGAUGCUUAUAUAGCGGGCUUGUGGCGAAACACCCUUUGCCUAGACCUAUUGUGGCACGGUAUACAAAAGUCGAAACAGGCGACUUGGCAGGCACCCUCGUGGUCUUGGGCGUCGACCAAUUGUGAAGUCACUUUCUGGAUAUAUGAACAAAACGUACAAGGAUUUUGCCCGGCGCUCUCUUAUGUAACGCACAAUUGCAUGCCACUUCAUCCGACUGAUGAGGGCUGUUUUGGUGGGCUCAGAUCAGCGUCCCUGACAGUCCAAGGAAAGCUGAUUCCGGCUAUUGGGAAAUACCCUGGGAAUUCGCUUACCAUUGGCAAAACUCAUAAGCAUGGUUCCGUGUUAAGAGAUGUUCUUUUCUGGUCAGGGUCUACAACAGAAGAAUUCCCUGUCUACAUUCUUCACGUCGGCGACAUGUGUGAUGGUGGGCAUAGGACUCAAAGCUUCUAUCUUUACCUACGGCAAGUCGAUGUGAAAUUACAAACCUAUGAGCGAGUGGGAUUGUUUUAUGAAGAUGAAAGACCCAGUAGGUACGAAAGGUUAUGGCGAACCAUCGGAACAACAAGAGUAACUCUGGUUUGA